This is a messenger RNA of Dermacentor silvarum, 1383 nucleotides long. RefSeq names its product glutathione S-transferase Mu 2-like. Gene Ontology annotation, biological process: glutathione metabolic process. Bases 124 to 798 code for a protein of 224 amino acids. The transcript is spliced from 3 exons. The record is from RefSeq and is a predicted model, not a curated record. Gene Ontology annotation, molecular function: glutathione transferase activity. Lineage: Eukaryota; Metazoa; Arthropoda; Arachnida; Ixodida; Ixodidae.
GCUGUCUGGAAAGGGCAGCGCAGCGCAUAUAAAAACGGGGUUCUCGGCUAGUGCGUAAACGUGUAGAACAGUGAUCUGACGAUCAUCGGCGGAUUCUGCGUUCUCACCUACCAAGAGAACAGCAUGGUCCCCGUGCUCGCCUACUGGGACGUGCGAGGCUUCGCCCAAGCCAUCCGCAACCUUCUCGUCUACAAGAGAGUCGAGUUCCAGGACAAGCGCUACCAGCACGGAUCGCCGCCGGAGUACGGCCGCGGUGAAUGGCUCAAGGACAAGUUCACGCUGGGACUAAGGUUUCCCAACUUGCCGUACUACAUCGACGACGACGUGAAGAUCACACAGAGCUUGGCCAUUCUCCGGCACCUCGGAAGGAAGUACGACCUGGACGCCAGAAACGGUCUCGAAGCCACGGAACUGGACGUUCUCGAGCAGCAAGCUCAGGACCUGUGCCUCAUCCUCGCCUACGAGGCAGUUCCAAUGCCCCGGUACAGAGAAGGGCUCAAGUCGUACGCCGAGAACGUCAAGGACAUGCUCGAGCCGUGGGCCAAGCAUCUAGCCGGGCUGAAGUGGGUGCUCGGAGAGAGGCUCACCUACGUGGAUUUCCUGCUGUACGAGGGACUCGACUGGCACCGAGUGUUCAAACCGGACGCUGUGCAGCAAUACCCAGAGAUCGUCGAGUACCUCAAAAGAUUUGAGCGGCUAUCCAAUCUCAAAGAAUACUUCGCUUCGGACGAGUACAAAGAGUGGCCCAUUAUGGGGCCACUGCGGUCGUGGGGUUACAACAAAGGUACCCAGGUUUAAGAGUAAGCAAGUUCCUUUCUUCCCAUUGGCACACUUUUCGAACACUCGUAACCUUCUCCUUCUUGGUACCAACCGCGGUGGCUUAGCGGCUAUGGUGUUGAGCUGCUAAGCUCGCGAGGUCGCGGGAUCAAAUCCCGGCGGCCGCAAUUCGAUAGGGGCGAAGUGCAAAAACGCCCGUGUCCCGUGCAUUGGGGGCACGUUAUAGAUUGAUAUAAAGGUCGAAAUUAAUCCGGAGUCCCCCACUACGGCGUGCCUCACAAUCAAAUUGUGGUUUAGUUUUUCAGCCGAUUAUAUGCUAAUAAAAUGCGCUGAUUGGGGUGACGUAUUUUGCUAACUUAGAGCAUGUUUGGUCACAUUACCUCCAACAAUGGGCACGCGGGUGAUGUCGCGCAUCAAUCCACCAUAUUUCUUCGAUACCCUUGCACGCUUUCUUUCGCACCACACCAUACGGCGCGCGGGCUGCUCAUUCUUAUUGUACUUGGACUUCAUAGGGAACAUCACGGCGACGACGACGAUGAAAUUUUGCCUGGAGUGUCCAUAUAAUUGCUAUCGCAAUAAAGUUGUCCCAAGUAUUCUCAGCAGCUA